This is a messenger RNA of Ustilago hordei, 1395 nucleotides long. RefSeq lists its product as uncharacterized. The record is from RefSeq and is a predicted model, not a curated record. The transcript has a single exon. The coding region runs from base 1 to 1395 and encodes 464 amino acids. Lineage: Eukaryota; Fungi; Basidiomycota; Ustilaginomycetes; Ustilaginales; Ustilaginaceae. Gene Ontology annotation, molecular function: oxidoreductase activity.
AUGUUGACGCCGACACAUAUAACGCUACGACUCUCCAGAAGAGCUUUGCGCAGCUCCUUGCCGAGGAUUGCUGCUGAGAAGCGAGCAUUCGCACGGGCUUCCCGCACCCUUGACACGUCCUACCCUCGGCUUCAACAGAACGACUCUUCGAGCUCUUCAUCAGGCUCCUCUUCAUCUAACAAGGCAUCUAGUAGCCCGAUAAGCAUAACAAACAUCCUCAUCGCAUCAGCAGCCAUCGUUAGCGUCACACCUUACGCUCUCGACCUCUACGGCAAAAUCACUGGCACCUCUCCUCCACCCUCCACUUCGAUCCCAGGUAAAGUCGAACCAUACACCCACAACCCCCUCCCUCUCAUCUCCUCCGCCUACUACCCAGACCCUUCCACCGCAUCAGCACACAAAUUUCUACAAAUCGGUCUUCCCGCUUCCACCUCCAAGCCCUCCCUCGCCUCCAAAUUCACCAAUCCCGAAGAUGACAUCCGCAAAAAACUCCGCAUUAGAAGCAUCUACAUCAAAGAACCUAGCCUAGUCAUCGAACGAGCCUACACUCCACUCUACGAUACACUCCCCGGAUCCUAUGCGGCUUCACUGGCCUCAGCAAGCUCAUCCGAUCGCAAGCUUCUGGAUCUGAUUGUAAAGAGAUACCCAGACGGCGAGUUGGGUCGGAUGUUGCAUCGUGCGGGGCCAAAUCCGACCGUACCGCAGUUAGAAGUGAGAGGUCCAGUUGACACUUGGUCUUUCGAACGUGAUUCGGCGCAUGGUGUGUUGCCAGUACCAGAGAGAAUUGUGAUCGUUGUGGGUGGAACGGGUGUUACGCCGGCUUAUCAGCUGUUGACCAAUCUAUUCGGUCGACCUGGUGCCGCUGGGGUAGGCUUAGGAAUCAAGGGAAACGCGCCGAAGGUGGAAGUUUUGUACGCGACGCAGGAUUUGGAGAAUGCUCUGUUGCUCCCGCAGUUGCAUGAGCUGGCGAGCACAAAUGGAGACAAGAUCAGUGUGAAGUUGUUCGCCGAAAGGCUACCAGGUGCGACAAAGUUGAGUAAGGCUGAUGCUGCAGCACUAGGUCAGCUCGUACCAGCGGCAACUGGGGGAAGUAGAGGCGAGUCAUGGAUUCCUUUCUUCAGCAAGCGGUCGAGUCGGGAUCCGAAGUUAGAACUCACAGCAGCACAGACAGCGGCGAAAAUUCCGGUCUACGAAUCGCGUAUUACCCAACAGCAUCUUUCUCAGAUCCUCACUCCGGCAGAGGGAAGCGGUAGAACACUGGUAUUGAUUAGCGGUCCCGAUGGAAUGGUAGAUGCUCUUGCCGGACCCAAGUCUCGAGAUGGUCAGUCUCAAGGACCUCUCGCUGGCGUUCUUGCUCGGAUUGGGCUAAAGCAGGAGGAUGUGUUCAAACUCUAA